Messenger RNA from Cucumis melo (muskmelon), 1433 nucleotides. RefSeq names its product transcription factor MYB86-like. The transcript is spliced from 3 exons. Gene Ontology annotation, biological process: regulation of stomatal movement. NCBI's taxonomy places the organism in Eukaryota, Viridiplantae, Streptophyta, Magnoliopsida, Cucurbitales, Cucurbitaceae. The record is from RefSeq and is a predicted model, not a curated record. The coding region runs from base 51 to 1187 and encodes 378 amino acids.
UCUCAGAAGGAAAAAAAAAAAAGGAAAUUGGGAAAUUCUCAGAGACCAUAAUGGGGCGCCAUUCUUGCUGUCUAAAGCAGAAACUAAGGAAAGGGCUUUGGUCACCUGAAGAAGAUGAAAAACUCUUCAAUUACAUUACUCGUUUUGGUGUUGGCUGCUGGAGUUCUGUCCCUAAACUUGCUGGUUUGCAAAGGUGUGGUAAAAGUUGUAGACUGAGAUGGAUCAAUUACUUAAGACCUGAUUUGAAAAGAGGAAUGUUCUCUCAACAAGAAGAGGAUCUCAUUAUCAGUUUACACGAAGUCCUUGGGAACAGAUGGGCUCAGAUUGCCGCUCAAUUACCGGGAAGAACAGAUAAUGAGAUUAAGAAUUUUUGGAAUUCAAGCUUGAAGAAGAAACUAAUGAAGCAAGGAAUUGACCCAAAUACUCACAAGCCAAUAAUCAACAUUCAAGAAAUCAAAGAGAAGAAGAUCUUUGAAGAUAGAGAAUUCCCUCAAAUCCCACCGGUUCAAGGAGUACUCGGGGGUGGCGGCGGAGUCAGCUCCGCUGUCGGGGGGAACCAAGGACCAGCAUUUCUCCUCGGUGGUACCGACUACUACGAUGGCGGGUUAACGACGACCACACCAAUUAUUCGAGACCAUUUGAUGAACAACAAACAAGCUUUGGUUGAUUCACUCUGUUUUUACGAGUUCCAAACAGGCCUGGAUUCUUGCAACUACAACACCACCACCAACAACAACAACAAUUUCGAAACCACUCAAUACCAAACGAAUGUGCAGAGUUUCGGAUUCAAUUCGGUGCCGAGUUUGACGAAUUCCGAUCACGGAAGCUUGUCGGGGACAGAGUUUUCAGAGAAUUCGGGUUCGAAUAUCAGCAACUAUGGAGGAUUCUACAUGAACAACAACAACAACAAUAAUGGAGCAGUGGAUAAUUCAACAUUUUGUUCAUGGGAAAAUGAUAACAAUAAAUUGGAAAGCUAUUUUCAAAUUGAAGUGAAUAAUAAUAACAACAAUAAUAAUAACAAUGGGAUAAAGUCAGAGGAAUUGAAGAAAGUAACAGGAGGAGGUUCUUCAAUGUUCGAUGGGCAGCUAAUACAGAGUCGAAGCUCAAUAGAUUUCAGUAGCUAUCCAUUAAUGUCACUCUCACAACAUAUUACUGCAGCCAAUUUUGGGGUUUUCCACCAUUUCUGAACAAACACUAACUGUACAUUAUUCUCAAUCUUUCUUUUUUCUUUUGUUCAUCCAUUUCUGAAAAAAAAAAAAAAAUACACACAGAUGUUGAUAGAUAAAAAAGUUUGAGGUGAAAAUAUUUUUUUCUUUCUUUUGUAAUAUUUGUUUUAUGAUGACUUGAAAUAAUGUGAAGAGUGAACCGUUUGAUUGAUUUUUAUGUCACGAGACCAUUCAUAUCCAAUAAUGAAAAGUUGCAUACUUUAAUUU